CCUGGCGACGGCGCGAACAGUGGUGGUAACGGAAGCGGCGAGGCAGGUAGUCGACGGUGGUUACGAGAGCGGCGACAUGUUGAAGCUGCCCGUGUGAUCGUGCGCGUGGCGGGCGAUCUCCGACGCGCGAUCUCUAACGUGCGCGUUUUCUUUUUUUUCCCCGUCCCUCUUCUCCCUCCCCUCGCGCCCCUCGCGGCGCCUGUGGAUACGGCGGUAGUGCGCGAUAGUGCGACGAAGGGUGUGCACGGAAAGUAAGCAGCGAAGCGCUACAUGUGAAGUGUCGCCGGAGGCAUUACUCGCCAUCGUCGCGCCCGCUGGUUCACCCCGGCCCAGCAAACAUGAGCUGGGGCACGGAACUUUGGGAUCAAUUCGAGAAUCUGUCCCUACACACACAAAAAGGGAUAGAAUUUCUCGAAAGAUAUGGCCACUUCAUACGCGAUCGUUGCGCGAUUGAAUUCGAAUAUGCAGCGAAACUCAGACGUCUCGUGAAGAGCUAUCAACCGAAGAAGAAAGAGGAGGAGGAUUAUCAGUACAGUCCUUGCCGGGCGUUCAAGAUGGAGCUGAACGAGGUGAACGACCAAGCCGGUCAGCGGGAGGUGAUCGCGGAGAAUCUCCAGGGUAACGUUCUACGGGAACUCAACAUUUUAGUGAAGGACUUCAAAGAGGACCGCAAGAAACACCUGCAGGAGGGCGCACGGUUGAUGGCCACCCUAGCCGGUCAGAUCGGAAAUCUGGAGCGGGCUAGAAAGGCCUAUGAGAAGGCCUUCCGCGAGGCGGAGCGCGCUGUGGAGAAUUAUCAGCGAGCGGACGCGGAUCUCAAUCUCUCCAGAGCAGAGGUCGAGAAACAGAGGAUGAAUAUGACCAUGAAGACCCAGCAAAGCGAAGAGGCGAAAACGGAGUACGCGAAUCAACUGCAAAAAACGAAUGACAUGCAGACGCUACACUACCACACGGCGAUGCCGGAAGUGUUUCAGCAUCUUCAGGAGUUGGACGAGAAAAGGAUAAAAAAUAUGCGGAACUACAUGAUGAAGUCGGUGGAAAUCGAACGGGCGGUAGCGCCAAUAAUCGCUCAGUGCCUGGACGGCAUCGAGAAGGCGGCGAAUGAGAUCAACGAGAAAGAGGACACGAUGUUGGUGAUUGAACGCUACAAGAGCGGCUUUCAGCCUCCUGGGGAUUUCCCCUUCGAAGAUCUAUCGGUUGCCAAGAAUUAUGAUAACAACAGCCAAUUGGCUCAGCCGGUCAUGCAGCCGAUUCACAAUCAUCUUACGGUCAAGGGUACCGUUUCCGGCGGCAAGAUCAAGAAAAGAGUUGGUCUUUUUGGAAUCUUCAGUAGCAAUAAGCAGAAGUUGAUCGAGGUGUGCAUAGCUUUAAAGAAUAAUGUGCCUGGCUACGGUGACGGUGCGAAGGAGGAUUGCAGCGAUUUGCCACCGAAUCAGCGGAAGAAGAGAUUGCAGCAACGAUUGGACGAGAUCCAGGCGAAGAUCCAACAGGAGACAGCAGCGAGAGAUGGUCUUAUGAAAAUGAAAGGCGUGUACGAGCAGAACCCCGCCCUUGGAGAUCCGAUGAGCAUAGAGGGACAAUUGAAUCAAUCCAGUAACAAACUGGACAAACUCGGAGCUGAAUUGGCAAAGUUUCAAGGUUACCUCGAAGAAGCGAUGCGCGCUGGCGUCAGUUUGUCUAGCCCAAGCCAGGCACCGCGGAAAACUGCUACUAAUGGUUCAGCAACAAGACCGCUGAGUUCACGAAGAAGUUCACACUCAGGUGGAGAAGAGAGUCUUUCGAGAUCCGCUUCUGAUUCUAGUGUUUGUAACGCAAACGCAAAUCAAUCGGCUCACAAGAAGAGCGCACCGGGAACACCGCAACCGACUCAUGGUUCCACGAAUAGCCCGGAAUCUGGUCUUGGCGAAUCGAGGACAUCGUUACCCGGUAGCGGUUGCGAAGAAUAUUAUCAUGAUGAAGUAGAUGCUCAGCCGCCACUAGGGACAUGUCGGGCGCUUUAUCCUUUCGAUGCAACCAGCGAGGGUUCCAUACCGAUGUACGAUGGUGAAGAGCUGUACAUGAUCGAAUUGGAUCAGGGAGAUGGGUGGACUAGAGUGCGACGUAUUUCACAACCGAUCGAGGGCUUCGUGCCGACCUCGUACAUAGAGUGUCAUCUGUACAACACUUAGCCACUUCUAAGUUGUUAAAAGAAUUACGCAACAUGAAACUACGAUACGAAGAUUAUUAAGGAAGACGGCGUGCGACAUGUUUAGUGCCGAAGAUUCAAGGGCCAUGUGUUGGUCAAGUUGGCACGGGAUACAGGAAUAUCAGCAAAUGGAUUGCAGGCCUAAUAAACAACAGAAAAAUAGUAAAAAAAAUCAAAGAAAAUCUUUAAAUUUAAAAGAAAAGAUAUAUUCAAAAAUUUACAAAUUUUGGAACUGAAUCAUAAGAGUCAAGAAUCAUAGAUGUAUGCAAACAAGUAUGACAUCGAGAAAGACAUUUCAACUAAUCGCGAUCUAACAGAAUCCUAUGAAUCCGCCGAACCGAAUUAUCACGUGCCAAUAUUCUCGGCAAGAUCACGAUCAUUGAUGAAUGUUGCGUGAAUUAUUUUCGACACAUCUUCUUGUUCGAUCGAUCGACCAAUCGAUCACGAAGGAACGAA
This is a messenger RNA of Camponotus floridanus (Florida carpenter ant), 2641 nucleotides long. RefSeq names its product formin-binding protein 1-like (gene Cip4). Gene Ontology annotation, molecular function: protein binding. Lineage: Eukaryota; Metazoa; Arthropoda; Insecta; Hymenoptera; Formicidae. The record is from RefSeq and is a predicted model, not a curated record. Gene Ontology annotation, biological process: signal transduction. The transcript has 11 exons. Bases 339 to 2168 code for a protein of 609 amino acids.